Molecule: messenger RNA, 3471 nt
Organism: Aureococcus anophagefferens
Lineage: Eukaryota; Pelagophyceae; Pelagomonadales; Pelagomonadaceae
Exons: 1
Coding region: 1-3471 (1156 amino acids)
Biological process (GO): protein import into nucleus
Cellular component (GO): nucleus; cytoplasm
Molecular function (GO): nuclear import signal receptor activity; small GTPase binding
Source: RefSeq, a predicted model, not a curated record
AUGAACGCCGAUGACCAGCAGCUCGAGGCCGUGCUCGUGGCCCUGACGGCCCCGGACACGAGCCGCAUCAAGCAGGCCGAGGACGCGCUGAAGCCCGUGCUCAAGAAGAGCGCCUGCGUGGGCGCGCUCAUGACGCAGGUGGCGUCGUCGGGCAACGUCGCCGUGCGCCAGAUCGCGGCCGUCAUCCUCCGCAAGAAGAUCGUCAAGCUCUGGAAGAAGCUCAAGAAGAGCGCCCAGACCCGCGUCAAGGCCGCGAUCCUCGAGCGCCUCGGGAGCGAGCCGGAACGCGCCGUCCGCAAGUCCGUCGCGGCGCUCGCGUCCGCGCUGGCCAAGGUUUUGGUGCCCCACAACAAGUGGCCCGAGCUCCUCGCCUUCAUCUCCCAGUGCGCGACGGCGGCGACGAGCCCCCAGCACCGCGAGCUCGCGUAUUUGCUCCUCCUCCAGCUGUCCGAGACCGUCGCGACGUCGCUGAGUUCGCAGCUCGGCCAGCUCGCCCAGCUCUUCCGCGCGGCGCUCGGCGACGAGGAGCGCGCCGUGUCCGUCAUGGCCCUGCGCGCCUGCUGCGCCUUCGUGUCGACGCUGUCCACGGACGACGACGCGAUGCUCUUUCGGGAUUUGGUGCCGCCGAUGGUCGUCGUCGCGCGGUCCGCGGCGCAGCAGCGCGACGACGCCGUGCUCGUCCAGUUCUUCGACGCCUUUGCCGAAUUGGCGCAGACGCCCGUGCCCGUGCUGGCGCCCCACGUGGGCGACGUCGUGCCGCUGCUCCUCGACGUCAUGCGCGCGGGCGACGACGACCUCGAGCGCGCGACGCGCGACGGCGCCGCGUCCGUCAUCGGCGCGCUCGCGGAGUGGAAGCCCAAGCUCCUGGGCAAGGUCGGCCUCGUGCCGACGAUCGUCCAGACCUGCGUGGGCAUCAUGGUCACCGCGGACGCGUCCGCGCGCGAGGGCGGCGGCGCGGGCGCGCUCUUCGUGUCGACGCCGCUCCAGCGCCUGCGCCAGGAGGAGGCGGCGCUGGCCAAGGCGGCGAAGAUCGCCGCGGGCCAGGUCGUGCUCGGCGGCGACGACGACGACGACGAGGCCUACGAGGGGCCGUCGUCCCAGGAGGUCGCGCAGACGACCUUGGACCAGAUCGCGCUCCACGUGCCUUUGAAGUGGUCGCUCGAGCCGACGCUGGGCCUGGCCAUGCAGUGCCUCGAGGACGCGAACCCGUCGACGCGGCGCGCGGGCGCCGCGGCCGUGGGCGUCGUCGCCGAGGGCUUCCAGGACGCGCUGCGGGAGCACCACCUCGGCGAGGUGCUCCAGCGGCUCGCGAACGCCGCGGCGGCGAACUCGGAGCCGGCGACGCGCGAGUGCCUCUGCUUCGCCUACGGCCAGCUCGCGGAGCACUGCCAGCCGGAGAUCGUGGGCCACGCGGCGGCCGUCGUGCCCGUCGUCUUCGAGUUCCUCAACGACGCGCGCGCCGCGGUCGUCGGCACGUCGUGCUACGUGCUCGAGAUGUUCUGCGAGUCGAUGGACGCGUCGCAGCUGGGCCAGCUCCUCGAGCCGCUCAUGGCGCGGCUGCUGCCGCUGCUGGGGCACCAACUAUUGGGCAUCCGCGAGAUGGCCGCGGCGGCCGUGGGGUCCGCGGCCAUCGCCGCGGCCGACGGCUUCGGGCCCUACCUCGACGUCGCCGCGCCGCCGCUCGCGGCCAUGUGCGAGCUCGGCGAGGAGCGGGCCUGGGAGCUGCGCGGGCGCUCCCUGGAGGCGCUGGGCCACGUCGCCCUGGCCGUGGGCGCCGCGCGCUUCGCGCCCUACCGCGACCGCGCGCUCGCCGCGGCCGCGCAGAAUUUGGAGCUCGAUUCGACGGAGCUCGCGGAGUAUUCGUACGGCUUCUUCGCGAACGCGGCCAAGGUCAUGCGCGGCGACUUCGGCCCGCUCCUGCCCCAGCUGGUCCCCCACCUGCUCGACGUCGUCGCGCGCAAGGACGGCGCGUCGCUGGACUUCGCGGACGACGACGAGGACGACGAGGGCGGCGGGGGCUUCGACGCCGCGUUCCUCGAGGACGGCGACGACGACGACGAGGAGCCGCGGGAGCCCGGCGACGCCGACGAGUGGGAGGACGACGUCGAGGACGAGGAGAGCGACGACGACCUGGCGGGCCACGCGGUCAUGACCGUGCGCACGGCGAUGAUGAACGUGAAGCGCGCGGCGAUCGUCGCGCUCGGCAACGUCGCCGAGUACACGGAGGGCCACUUCGCGCCCCACCUCGACAAGUCGCUGGACGUGUUGCGGGUCAUGGUCGACUACUUCCACCACGAGAUCCGCGAGCGGAGCGCCAUCGCGCUGCAGCAGUUGGCCCACGCGGCGUGCGUCGCGCACGGCGGGAGCGCGCGCGCGCUGCCCUACGCGCCGCGGACCGCGAACGACGACAAGGAGCCCGUGGCCAUCGCCUGGGCCAAGGGCGACGGCGCGGCGUCCCUGCCGUCGCCCCAGCUCGCGACCUACGUCAACGCGUGCGUCGGCCUGCUCGCGCGCCUCCUCGCGGAGGACACGGCCAAGUCCGUCGUCGCGGUGUCCUGCGAGGCGCUCAACGAGCUCCUGGGCGACGUCGGGCCGGCGGCCCUGAUCCCGGCGCUCCAGCCCAUCGUCGAGGCGACGCUCCAGUUGGCGAACAAGCAGGCGCCCUGCCAGACGCUGCUGGGCGCGGACGACGACGUCAUCGACGCGGUCGCGCGCGGCACGCACGAGGAGGGCGACGACGACGACGAGGACCACGACAACGUGCUCAUGGACAACGUCGCGGAUCUCUGCGGCGCCGUGGCCAAGGUCGGGGGCGGCCUCGUGGGCCACGGGACCGCGGACGCGGUGUUCCAGGCGUUCGCCAAGUACGCGCAGCCCGCGCGGGCCGCGUCGGACCGCGCGAUGGCGCUGGGCUGCUUCGCGGAGCUCUGCGUCGAGCUGCCGCCGGACCUGGCGGCGGGCCGCCACUUCGCCCAGCUCUGGGGGCUCUUCUCGUCCGCGUGCGGCGACGCGCACUCGAACGUCGCGCGGAAUGCGGCGUUCGGCGUCGGCGCGCUCUUCUCCGCCGCGGGGCCGGCCUUCGCGCGGCAGCACAUCCCGGACGCGCUCCACGCCUUGUAUCCCCUCGUGACCAAGGCCGACGGCGCGCCGCCGGAGCGCGCGGCCGCGGACCGCGCGGCCGCGGACAACGCCUUAGCGGCGAUGUGCCGCAUCGCGCAGGCGGAUCUCGAGGCCGCGCCCGUGGACCAGGUGCUGGCCCUCGUGCUGCCGAAGCUGCCCCUCGCCGAGGACGCGGGCGAGAACGCGACGGUCAUGCGGCUGCUGCUGGCCUUGGCGGCGGCGAACCACGCGGCGCUCGCGGCCUCGGCGCCGCGGGUCAAGGCCGCGCUCCAGGCGACGCUCGCCCAGGACAAGAUCGACGACGCCGACAUCGUCGCCCAGUGCACGGAGCUGCUGGCCAAGCUGGGCUAG